Messenger RNA from Electrophorus electricus (electric eel), 3536 nucleotides. RefSeq names its product exonuclease 5 (gene exo5). Gene Ontology annotation, molecular function: single-stranded DNA 5'-3' DNA exonuclease activity. NCBI's taxonomy places the organism in Eukaryota, Metazoa, Chordata, Actinopteri, Gymnotiformes, Gymnotidae. Gene Ontology annotation, biological process: interstrand cross-link repair. The record is from RefSeq and is a predicted model, not a curated record. Gene Ontology annotation, cellular component: nucleus.
AGUAGUUUUUUUUACUAGAUAUUUUCUUACUUUUAAGUCAUUUAAAUGACUACUUUUACCUCUACUAGAGUAAUCAUUAUUUUAAAUCAACAAUACUUUUACUUCAGUGCAAUUUUUCGCUACUGUAUCCACCUCUGCAGAGAUUAAUAACCAAGCCAACAAAAGGACAAUUUUACAAGCUCUGAACUUAUUCGUGGUUUUCAAAGGCCCCCUUCAGGUGAGGAAAACACUCCUCUAUACUGUAAAGCCCUGCUAGAGCUUCUCCUGGUACUAGGCCUACAAAUGCGUUCCUAACGUACAUAUUAAAGAAUUAACCUCUUACGCUUUUAGUUCAAACAGAACAUAACAUUUUAAUUAUAUAUGCUGUCAGUAGUUUAAUAACAUGCACUGAGCAUUCUGACUCAGAAUUGUCUUUGGUUGCUCAUUUAUUUUCAAUUUACUAGCUGCUGCUUUUGAACGUAUAUUGUAGUUAAUGUCCUCAAUUUUACCCCCUGGGUGAGUCAGAUACCACAGGGUCUGGACUUUGUGUAAUGCUUUGAUGAACAACGUACGGGGGAUAAUCUUCCUUGGAUACCUGGGUGACAGUGUGACCUUGAGCUGAUUUUUAUUCAGUGGAUUCUGUUGUGUCAUGAAAAUUCAAUGUGUUUCACUAUAUUCUCUUCAUUGCCCGGGUUCCUUCUGCAUAGGACAUUAUAGACGCCUACAAACCUGAAUGAUCAGACUGUGAUGGUCUGAUAUGAGUUCCGUUCAGUAGUCUUGACGUAAUGUUUUUUUUUCGUUGUAUUUAUUUUAGGUUUUUUUUUUUUUUAAUCUAGUAAUAAAUGUUGAGGGACUUUAACCUCUGAAAAGACAGCUCUAGCGUCACGUUUGAUGGUAUUCAUACUGCUUGGUGGUAUAACUACCUCACAAGUAGGCUACAGGUGAAUUUCUCAGUUACAAGCUGCGGUCUAACAGCAUGUUUUUACUCUUGGUAGUUUCGACUACGCACCUGGGAAUAGCCAAAUGAAUAGAAAGCUGCGAAUUAACUCAUUUCAGUGUAGUAGGAAAUCUUAUUUUAAGAGUCAAUCGGCAGCAACAAACAGUGAAGCAUGAUAAAUAUGGGUUAGGCUAUACAAACAGUAAAUGGAAAUGCGACCGGAUCCCUUGGAGGAAAUGAGUCGAGGGCGUGGCCUAAAUGCGGACAAGUUCGGGCAAAUUCCAUAAACAACGAAGAGGAGAAACGCUGAAAACGCGAGAUGGUUCAUGCUUCUUUAAUGCCUCUCAACCUGCUGACCACAUCUUACUCGUCGCCAUAAAUAAAGCAAUUUGGAUGUGAGGAGCUUCACGAACAUGUCAUACGACGCAUUUCCGUGAAUACUGCGUUUCUUGCCCUUCGCUCAUGGAGCGGGCGUUUGAGGACUGGGGCGACAUCAGCGACUCCGACCUCCUCUACUCCGCUGCACAAGUAGAGAAACAAGAGCCCUAUGAGUCGGUCACAUGUCAGAAAGAUGACACGAGGAAUAGUAAUCAAGUUACAGUCCCAGAGUCUUUGCAUAGGGCUUGCAAGACCGAGGAAAGAUCAGAGCAGAGUCCUUUUAAAAUGGACGAGGAGAGGGGCCUGAAGAGGAAGUGCCGUCCCGAGGGCGGUCGUAGGCGUCAGCUGCGCUUUUGGAAGCGCCACCUGAGCGUAACCACACUGUGUCAACAGGCUUGGUGUGAGAUGAAGCUUGAGUAUGACUUUCAAAAGCCUCACAUCAGGAGGGAGGAGCAGAAGCGUACCGAGGUGCAGACUGGCGCGACCAUUCACUUGGUCAGAGAGUUGGAAAUCCAAGAAGUCAUCUCCAUUAAUACCCAGAGUAGAGAAGAUUUUGUUGCCGUUGCACUUCUCAAUAUGUUGCACAUGAUUCCACUAUUAGAGGCAGGUGAGUGUGUGCGUGAGUUUCCAGUGUUUGGUGUCCUGGAAGGUGUGCAUGUAAUGGGUGUCAUUGACGAGUUGAGUUAUAACCUGAAGGGGGAGCUGGUGUUGAACGAGCUGAAGACCCGUAGGGACGACUCUCUGCCCAGAACUGCCCAGACGGAAUGCCACAACUUUCAGGUGGGCUUGUAUAAGCUUCUGUUUGACGCGAUGGUCCGAGGGGAGCUGAGGAGGGAGCACUUGGUGGACAACCCCCAGCUGUGUGGUUCUCGGGGACUCGGGGACGGAGUCCUCGCACACACCGCUAAAGCUGGGCUCCGGGUAGCAACCUUCGGUGAGAUGGUAGAUGCUUUCCUGCAGAGCCUGUCUGCCUCUGUACUCCCAUGCAUUGACCUCCUCCAGGUGGAAUACAGGCAUCAGGCCUCCUGUGGCCUCAUCGGGACAAGGGUGGCCUCCUUCGAUGCAACAAAGCUGCGGGCCGAUCUCCGGGACUACCUGGCCUACUGGAGAGGCCAGAGGGAGUCCAGGGGAGUGGAUAUAGAGGAGGCCUGGAAAUGCAGGUUUUGCCUUCACAGGGAGAUCUGUGCCUGGAGAAAGAGUGGAUACCAACUCCCUGACACUCCUCAUGCCAGUAAAAGAAGCAAAUUAACUGACACACCAUGAUUUGUUGUUUUGAGCUGUGCUCAUAUGCUAUGCUAAUAGCACUAGCGUAUGUUUAUGGUUUUUAAUUGUUUUAUAUAUCAUUUUUUUAAUCAAUAGUUCCCAUCUAUUUAUUUAUUUUUACUCUUAACAAGCAUAAUCAGUUAUGCCUGAACAAUUUUAAUUGUCCUUAGAUACUGCAUAUUUCUAGAUAAGAAGGGAUUAUAAGUGCAUGAUAACUCAGGUUAGGAACAGCAAAGGCAAAAAAGAAUAAAAUCAUAAUGAUCUUUGGAAGUUUAACUAAAAAUUAGUAAAAGUUUAAAAACUUUAUAAUCUUUUAAAAAAAAAGUAAAACAAAAAAACCCCAAAUAUACACACACACACAUAUAUUUUUAUAUGAAAUUGUCUCUGUGUCUAAUGACAGUAGCAAAAGCUUCUUAAAAAAUGAACUCUCACUUAUCUAAUAUGAGUGUGAAAUAAUGUGUGUUAUAGAUGACUGACUUUUAUUAUUUUAUGAUGAUAUACUUUGUAAUAUGCUACACUACUGUUUUUACGUAAAAGACUUCAUAAUGAUCUGUUUAUGGUGCUUCUUAUGAUUCAAAUAACACUUUACAAUGAUCAGCAUUCCAGAAUAUAACUGUGAAAUAAUGUGCUAAAAAUCAAAAAGAAAUGUAUGCUAUGGAUUGUUUGUUCUUCUUUUAAAAAAUUCAAAUCUAUAUUCCUUUAGGACAUUUCUUUGUUUUCACUAUUUAUGUGUUAGUACUGGGCCAAUGUUAUCCUUUAGAUGGGGCUAAUGUUUUUGUUUAGGUUUUUCCCUACAUAUAACUCUUUGACAAAUAAGAUGCUGUGAUAUUACACAACCCACAGCAUUCCUGCCUUCUGAGAUGACUACAUAUGGGUUCAUUAUUGUAUCUAUCCCUGUAGAAUUAUGUCUUUGGAAAGGUUCUCAAAAUUGAUUUUGUGUGACAUUUACUGCUAACAUUAAAUUCCUCUUAAACAAUAA